Mandrillus leucophaeus (drill) is the source of this 6687-nucleotide messenger RNA. RefSeq names its product phosphatidylinositol-4-phosphate 3-kinase, catalytic subunit type 2 alpha (gene PIK3C2A). Gene Ontology annotation, biological process: cell migration; phosphatidylinositol 3-kinase/protein kinase B signal transduction; phosphatidylinositol-3-phosphate biosynthetic process. Gene Ontology annotation, cellular component: plasma membrane; phosphatidylinositol 3-kinase complex; cytoplasm. Bases 211 to 5271 code for a protein of 1686 amino acids. Gene Ontology annotation, molecular function: 1-phosphatidylinositol-3-kinase activity; phosphatidylinositol binding; 1-phosphatidylinositol-4-phosphate 3-kinase activity. The transcript is spliced from 33 exons. Lineage: Eukaryota; Metazoa; Chordata; Mammalia; Primates; Cercopithecidae. The record is from RefSeq and is a predicted model, not a curated record.
CGGAAGUGACGUGCUGGCUUGGCUGGCUGUGGAGUCGGCCGAAGCUUUCGGCGGCGGCUGAGCCAGCUGAGGGGAAAAAUGGCUCGGACUGUGGCGGCUUCGGCGGCUCAGGUUGUAGUACAGGCGGAGGCUCAGGCAGCUUGAGCUCUUGCUAUUUUGGAAGCUACAAGAAAAAAAUAGAGGAAGGAAGGUUUGAUCUUUUUGGUGGACAUGGCUCAGAUAUCCAGCAACAGCGGAUUUAAAGAAUGUCCAUCUUCACAUCCGGAACCAACAAGAGCAAAAGAUGUGGACAAAGAAGAAGCAUUACAGAUGGAAGCAGAAGCUUUAGCAAAACUGCAAAAGGAUAGGCAAGUGACUGACAAUCAGAGAGGCUUUGAGUUGUCAAGCAGCACCAGAAAAAAAGCACAGGUUUAUAAUAAACAGGAUUAUGAUCUCAUGGUGUUUCCCGAAUCAGAUUCCCAAAAAAGAGCAUUAGAUAUUGAUGUAGAAAAGCUCACUCAAGCUGAACUUGAGAAACUAUUGCUGGAUGACAGUUUUGAGACUAGAAAAACACCUGUAUUACCAGCUACUCCUGUUCUGAGCCCUUCCUUUUCAGCACAGCUCUAUUUUAGACCUACUAUUCAGAGAGGACAGUGGCCACCUGGAUUAUCUGGGCCUUCCACUUAUACUUUACCUUCUAUUUAUCCUUCUACUUACAGUAAACAGGCUGCAUUCCAAAAUGGCUUCAAUCCAAGAAUGCCCACUUUUCCAUCUACAGAACCUGUAUAUUUAAGUCUUCCGGGACAAUCUCCAUAUUUCUCAUAUCCUUUGACACCUGCCACACCCUUUCAUCCACAAGGAAGCUUACCUAUCUAUCGUCCAGUAGUCAGUCCUGACAUGGCAAAACUAUUUGACAAAAUAGCUAGUACAUCAGAAUUUUUAAAAAAUGGGAAAGCAAGGACUGAUUUGGAGAUAACAGAUUCAAAAGUCAGCAGUCUACAGGUAUCUCCAAAGUCUGAGGAUAUCAGUAAAUUUGACUGGUUAGAUUUGGAUCCUCUAAGUAAGCCUAAGGUGGAUAACGUGGAGGUAUUAGACCAUGAAGAAGAGAAAAAUGUUUCAAGUUUGCUAGCAAAGGAUCCUUGGGAUGCUGUUCUUCUUGAAGAGAGAUUGCCAGCAAAUUGUCAUCUUGAAAGAAAGGUGAAUGGAAAAUCCCUUUCUGUGGCAACUGUAACAAGAAGCCAGUCUUUAAAUAUUCGAACAACUCAGCUUGCAAAAGCCCAGGGCCAUAUAUUUCAGAAAGACCCAAAUGGGACCAGUAAUUUGCCAACUGGAAGUUCUCUUCUUCAAGAAGUUGAAGUACAGAAUGAGGAGAUGGCAGCUUUUUGUCUAUCCAUUACAAAAUUGAAGACCAAAUUUCCGUAUACCAAUCACCGCACAAACCCAGGCUAUUUGUUAAGUCCAGUCACAGCACAAAGAAACAUAUGCGGAGAAAAUGCUAGUGUGAAGGUCUCCAUUGAAAUUGAAGGAUUUCAGCUACCAGUUACUUUUACAUGCGAUGUGAGUUCUACUGUAGAAAUCAUUAUAAUGCAAGCCCUUUGCUGGGUACAUGAUGACUUGAAUCAAGUAGAUGUUGGCAGCUAUGUUCUGAAAGUUUGCGGUCAAGAGGAAGUGCUGCAGAAUAAUCAUUGCCUUGGAAGUCAUGAGCAUAUUCAAAACUGUCGAAAAUGGGACACAGAAAUUAGACUACAACUCUUGACCUUCAGUGCAAUGUGUCAAAAUCUGGCCCGAACAGCAGAAGAUGAUGAAACACCCGUGGAUUUAAACAAACACCUGUAUCAAAUAGAAAAACCUUACAAAGAAGCCAUGACAAGACACCCGGUUGAAGAACUCUUAGAUUCUUAUCACAACCAAGUAGAAGUGGCUCUUCAAAUUGAAAACCAGCACCGAGCAGUAGAUCAAGUAAUUAAAGCUGUAAGAAAAAUCUGUAGUGCUUUAGAUGGUGUCGAGACUCUUGCCAUUACAGAAUCAGUAAAGAAGCUAAAGAGAGCAGUUAAUCUUCCAAGGAGUAAAACUGCUGAUGUGACUUCUUUGUUUGGAGAAGAAGACACUAGCAAGAAGUCAACUAGGGGCUCACUUAAUCCUGAAAAUCCUGUUCAAGUAAGCAUAAACCAAUUAACUGCAGCAAUUUAUGAUCUUCUCAGACUGCAUGCAAAUUCUGGUAGGAGUCCUACAGACUGUGCCCAAAGUAGCAAGAGUGCCAAGGAAGCAUGGACUACAACAGAGCAGCUCCAGUUUACUAUUUUUGCUGCUCAUGGAAUUUCAAGUAAUUGGGUAUCAAAUUAUGAAAAAUACUACUUGAUAUGUUCACUAUCUCACAAUGGAAAGGAUCUUUUUAAACCUAUUCAAUCAAAGAAGGUUGGCACUUACAAGAAUUUCUUCUAUCUUAUUAAGUGGGAUGAACUAAUCAUUUUUCCCAUCCAGAUAUCACAAUUGCCAUUAGAAUCACUUCUUCACCUUACUCUUUUUGGAAUUUUAAAUCAGAGCAGUGGAAGUUCCCCUGAUUCUAAUAAGCAGAGAAAGGGACCAGAAGCUUUGGGCAAAGUUUCUUUACCUCUUUUUGACUUUAAACGGUUUUUAACAUGUGGAACUAAACUUCUAUACCUUUGGACUUCAUCACAUACAAAUUCUGUUCCUGGAACAGUUACCAAAAAAGGAUAUGUCAUGGAAAGAAUAGUGCUACAGGUUGAUUUUCCUUCUCCUGCAUUUGAUGUAAUUUAUACAACUCCUCAAGUUGACAGAAGCAUUAUACAGCAACAUAACUUAGAAACACUAGAGAAUGAUAUAAAAGGGAAACUUCUUGAUAUUCUUCAUAAAGACUCAUCACUUGGACUUUCUAAAGAAGAUAAAGCUUUUUUAUGGGAGAAACGUUAUUAUUGCUUCAAACACCCAGAUUGUCUUCCUAAAAUAUUAGCAAGUGCCCCAAACUGGAAGUGGGUUAAUCUUGCCAAAACUUACUCAUUACUUCACCAGUGGCCUCCAUUGUACCCACUAAUUGCAUUGGAACUUCUUGAUUCAAAAUUUGCUGAUCAGGAAGUAAGAUCCCUAGCUGUGACCUGGAUUGAGGCUAUUAGUGAUGAUGAGCUAACAGAUCUUCUUCCACAGUUUGUACAAGCUUUGAAAUACGAAAUUUACUUGAAUAGUCCAUUAGUGCAAUUCCUUCUGUCCAGGGCAUUGGGAAAUAUCCAGAUAGCACACAAUUUAUAUUGGCUUCUCAAAGAUGCCCUGCAUGAUGUACAGUUUAGUACCCGAUACGAACAUGUUUUGGGUGCUCUCCUGUCAGUAGGAGGAAAACGACUUAGAGAAGAACUUCUAAAACAGACGAAACUUGUACAGCUUUUAGGAGGAGUAGCAGAAAAAGUAAGGCAGGCAAGUGGAUCAGCCAGACAGGUUGUUCUCCAAAGAAGUAUGGAACGAGUACAGUCCUUUUUUCAGAAAAAUAAAUGCCGUCUCCCUCUCAAGCCAAGUCUAGUGGCAAAAGAAUUAAAUAUUAAGUCGUGUUCUUUCUUCAGUUCUAAUGCUGUCCCCCUAAAAGUCACAAUGGUGAAUGCUGACCCUAUGGGAGAAGAAAUUAAUGUCAUGUUUAAGGUUGGUGAAGAUCUUCGGCAAGAUAUGUUAGCUUUACAGAUGAUAAAGAUUAUGGAUAAGAUCUGGCUUAAAGAAGGACUAGAUCUGAGGAUGGUAAUAUUCAAAUGUCUCUCAACUGGCAGAGAUCGAGGCAUGGUGGAGCUGGUUCCUGCUUCCGAUACCCUCAGGAAAAUCCAAGUGGAAUAUGGUGUGACAGGAUCCUUUAAAGAUAAACCACUUGCAGAGUGGCUAAGGAAAUACAAUCCCUCUGAAGAAGAAUAUGAAAAGGCUUCAGAGAACUUUAUCUAUUCCUGUGCUGGAUGCUGUGUAGCCACCUAUGUUUUAGGCAUCUGUGAUCGACACAAUGACAAUAUAAUGCUUCGAAGCACAGGACACAUGUUUCACAUUGACUUUGGAAAGUUUUUGGGACAUGCACAGAUGUUUGGCAGCUUCAAAAGGGAUCGGGCUCCUUUUGUGCUGACCUCUGAUAUGGCAUAUGUCAUUAAUGGGGGUGAAAAGCCCACCAUUCGUUUUCAGUUGUUUGUGGACCUCUGCUGUCAGGCCUACAACUUGAUAAGAAAGCAGACAAACCUUUUUCUUAACCUCCUUUCACUGAUGAUUCCUUCAGGGUUACCAGAACUUACAAGUAUUCAGGAUUUGAAAUAUGUUAGAGAUGCACUUCAACCCCAAACUACAGAUGCAGAAGCUACAAUUUUCUUUACUAGGCUUAUUGAAUCAAGUUUGGGAAGCAUUGCCACAAAGUUUAACUUCUUCAUUCAUAACCUUGCUCAGCUUCGUUUUUCUGGUCUUCCUUCUAAUGAUGAGCCCAUCCUUUCAUUUUCACCUAAAACAUACUCCUUUAGACAAGAUGGUCGAAUCAAGGAAGUCUCUGUUUUCACAUAUCAUAAGAAAUACAACCCAGAUAAACAUUAUAUUUAUGUAGUCCGAAUUUUGAGGGAAGGGCAGAUUGAACCAUCAUUUGUCUUCCGAACAUUUGACGAAUUUCAGGAACUUCACAAUAAGCUCAGUAUUAUUUUUCCACUUUGGAAGUUACCAGGCUUUCCUAAUAGGAUGGUUCUAGGAAGAACACACAUAAAAGAUGUAGCAGCCAAAAGGAAAAUUGAGUUAAACAGUUACUUACAGAGUUUGAUGAAUGCUUCAACGGAUGUAGCAGAGUGUGAUCUUGUUUGUACUUUCUUCCACCCCUUACUUCGUGAUGAGAAAGCUGAAGGAAUAGCUAGGUCUGCAGAUGCAGGUUCCUUCAGUCCUACUCCAGGCCAAAUAGGAGGAGCUGUGAAAUUAUCCAUCUCUUACCGAAAUGGUACUCUUUUCAUCAUGGUGAUGCACAUCAAAGAUCUUGUUACUGAAGAUGGAGCUGACCCAAAUCCAUAUGUCAAAACAUACCUACUUCCAGAUAACCACAAAACAUCCAAACGUAAAACCAAAAUUUCACGAAAAACGAGGAAUCCGACAUUCAAUGAAAUGCUUGUAUACAGUGGAUAUAGCAAAGAAACCCUAAGACAGCGAGAACUUCAACUAAGUGUACUCAGUGCAGAAUCUCUGCGGGAAAAUUUUUUCUUGGGUGGAGUAACCCUGCCUUUGAAAGAUUUCAACUUGAGCAAAGAGACGGUUAAAUGGUAUCAGCUGACUGCAGCAACAUACUUGUAAACUAGUGAAUGGCUGAGCUUUGGAAGCAAGAACAGUUAUAAACGUGCAUGCAUACAUGCACACACACACACAGACACACACACACUUGUUAAUUUUGUACAGUAUUUUUAUACUUGGACAGAACUUAUAAAAUUAAAUAUACUUGCUGCAUUUCAACACAUCUGUUGGACCAACAGUCACAUAACUAACCUUUUUGAAUUUUUGGAAGCCAUUGCUGUUUUAAAGUCAUUAUACAGAAUGCUACAAACCCUAAACUUAAUAUAUACUAAUCCCUGAAAAAGACUUUGAGACAGUACUGUGUCAGUUCAGCCACCUAUUUUGCAUUGGUUUCUAUAAGGAGACAGAGCAUAUGUGUUUUCCUGUUAUGCACCUUUUAUAGCCUUUACCACUGUGUAAUGUUCACAAACACCAAAGUAAAGGAAAAAUGCAGGAUGUUACCAUAAAAUCCAGCUGCUAUUCAUGGAGCUGAAAAACAAAGCACAAAUAAUAGAUAGCUAUGUUAAGAACUACUAAGUAGUUUAUAGAAGUAGGGAAAACAUAAUACUGCUUUUUAUUCAUGUCUUUAAAGCCUUUUUCAGAAUAAGUGCCAAUCACUGAUGUUGUAAAUAAUGGUGCCUUAACUUUAUAUGCUUCCCUGGCACUUCAUUUCUGAUUUUUUUCCUGGUUUGAUAAAUAAUUACUACAUAGGUUUCACUCACUUUCCGCUUACUAAAGACAAGAAAUUAUGUACAUGUACUAAUGUUUUUCCCACAAAAUAUCCUUUACUUCUGAUGUAUGAAUUAGUUAUUUAAAUGGUUAAUUCAUUUACGGUUUUGUUGCCGAAUACCUGAAUAAGACUCACCAAUGUGAUUGUACAAUAAAUUCCAUCAUUCCAUUAAAAUCCUACAUUUAUUCCCAGGAGUGGUAAUUUCACCUCCCUACAUCUAUACUCCACUCCCUCAGUAAAUAAGUGAAAAUUGUUAACCCAUGUGCCCAUUCCUGAGUAGGGCAGACUCUUCACAAGAGGCCCAUGACAAGAAUUCUAGGGUCCAGAUUGAACUUUAAUAUAGACCUUUGUCUACGUAGACCAGUUUGUCUUGUAAACUGUCUUACUUACAUGUGUAAACAUUUUACAUUCACGUGAAAAGUUAUUUUCCUUUAUAUAAUAGGAUUCAGAAUCAUAAGGGACAGGAUUGAAAUUAUUCUACAGUAACCAGUAAGAAUAAGAUUCGGCUGGGCGCGGUGGCUCAUGCCUGUAAUCCCAACAUUUUGGGAGGCCAAGGUGGGCGGAUCACCUGAGGUCAGGAGUUUCAGACCAGCCUGGCCAACGUGGCGAAACCCCAUCUCCACACAAAAAUUAGCCAGGCGUAGGUGGUGGCGGGCAACUGUAAUCCCAGCUACUCGGAGGGCUAAGGCAGGAAAAUCGCUUGAACUCAG